Durotheca rogersii is the source of this 2111-nucleotide messenger RNA. RefSeq names its product major facilitator superfamily transporter allantoate. Gene Ontology annotation, biological process: allantoate transport; transmembrane transport; dipeptide transport. Lineage: Eukaryota; Fungi; Ascomycota; Sordariomycetes; Xylariales; Xylariaceae. The coding region runs from base 322 to 1893 and encodes 523 amino acids. The record is from RefSeq and is a predicted model, not a curated record. Gene Ontology annotation, cellular component: plasma membrane. The transcript is spliced from 6 exons. Gene Ontology annotation, molecular function: allantoate transmembrane transporter activity; dipeptide transmembrane transporter activity.
CAGCUUAUAGGCGUUGGAUGAGAUCGUCCUCGCCGAUCUCUGCCGCCUUGUCAAGGCGUGAUUCAGAAGUGUAGUCGAUUGCUCGGGAGCCCAUAAUUGGCCUUGCCCUGCUCUCCAACUCGGGGUGACACCCGGCGACUGGUAUGGAUCAGAACAGCUAAGGAGCCGACAUCAUCAUGUGUUCCCAGUAGACCGACCUAUUUACCCCUCAAGGCUCCCCAGGCAAAUCUCCGCCGUCAAAUCUUUGACUUUGUUGGCAGGCAGACUGAGCACCUGGUGUAACGCCUCGCCCCCUCGAGAGUAGAAAGCUACCCAAGCAUCAUGUCAGAGGUUGACCGUACAUCGACGGCAGACCCGUCAGCCGGCGGGGAAAAGCCAACUGGGAAUUCUCCGUCUGGAGCUGUCGGCGUCGGUCCCCCACUCGAGCAGGUCGACGGCAGCGACCCGGACGAGGCCCUAAAGCUCGUAGCCGCUCGCCAGGGCGAGGCCAUCGUUUGGACGCCCAAGGAGGAGAGAAGGCUGCUCCGGAAGAUCGAUCGCCACUUGAUGCCCUUCCUAUGUAUCGUCUAUGGGCUGAAUUAUUUGGACAAGACUACCUUGUCCUAUGCUUCCGUCAUGGGGAUCAAGACGGAUAUCCAUCUCGUAGGCCAGGACUACUCUUGGAUAGCGUCGAUGUUCUAUUUCGGGUAUCUCGUCUGGGAAUGGCCGACAAACCGCCUUCUCCAGCGACUCCCGUUGGCGAAGUACUCGGCGUUCAACGUGAUCAUGUGGGGCCUGAUGCUCUGCUGUCUGGCGGCUGUGAAAGACUUCAAGGGCGCGAUGGUGGUGCGGUUCUUCCUCGGCGUAUUCGAGGCUGCCGUCAGCCCGGGAUUCGCCCUUUUCACAUCUCAGUGGUAUACCAAAAAGGAGCAGGGGAUGAGGGUGGCAUGGUGGUUUAGUUUCAACGGCUGGGGUCAAAUAGUAGGAGGCUUCGUCGCGUACGGAAUCGCCGUGAGGACAGAACGCCAUCCCAUCCUCGUCAAGUCGUGGCAACUGGUUUUCCUCGUCACCGGCUUCUUCACAGCCUUUAUGGGCGUGUUGUUCCUCUGUUUCAUGCCGGACAACCAACUGAACGCCCGGUUCCUGACGCAAGAGGAGCGGGUGAUGGCCGUCGAACGUAUCCGCGUGAACCAGCAGGGCGUAGGCAACAAGCACUUUAAAUGGUAUCAGUGUCGGGAGGCGCUUACAGACCCUAUGAUCUGGGCUUUCGCCCUCUAUAGCCUUAUUUCCUCCAUCCCCAAUGGCGGAAUGUCGAAUUACUUCUCGCAACUCAUUGUCUCGUUCGGAUUCUCGGAAACCCAAUCUCUUCUCUUGGGAGCUCCUGGUGGCGCCGUUCAGGUCGUCACUCUCCUAGUGGCUGGGCACUUCGGGGACCGGCUCCAGAGUCGCAUCCUCUGCGGCGCCGCCGGCGUCCUGCUAGGGGCUUUGGGCCUGUCCCUCAUACUCUGCCUGCCGCUUGAGAAUAGCACGGGCAGGCUCAUGGGGUAUUAUUUAUACUACACCAUGGCGACUGGCUUCGUCACCUUGCUCGGUCUCAUCUCCACAAACGUGGCAGGCUGGACGAAAAAAACCACCGCCGCGGCGAUGUACUUAGUCGCCUACUGUAUAGGCAACAUCAUCGGGCCCCAGGUAUUCCAGUCGACCGACGCUCCACGAUAUCGCAACGCAAAUAUCGUGGCCCUUGUGUGUACAUGCGUCGCGUUCACCAUCUUUAUAUUCAUCAACUUCUGGUGCAGACGCCAAAACAAAGUCAAGGCUGCCAUCCGUUCUCUCCCCACCUACACUAAGGCGGACGGGCAGGAAUUUCUCGAUCUAACAGAUAGGGAAAACCCCGAGUUCAUAUACAGCCUGUAAGGUACCGGCCACACGGUGAGGGGUAUGCCACGCAGUUAGCCUAUGGCGCUUCGGACAAGCGAGCUAUCGUCAUUGGAGCCGUCGAGUUGGGGGGAGACCCCCAUUUCAAGGGGGGAUUGUAUUGUGAUAACCAGCUAACAGACGUACCCCUAUCCAAUACAAGGCAUCGCAGGGGAACUAUCGGGUAUGGCUAGGAGAUGAGCCGGAGAAACAAGUAC